AUGACAUCGAUCUACAAGUCUAGUGAACCGACGAUUUCAACCUUCAACACACCAUACUACAAGCCGCAAUUGGUUGAAGGUGUCGAGUCUGUGCUGGUGAUUGGAUCUGGUGGGUUAUCGAUCGGUCAGGCCGGUGAAUUUGAUUACAGUGGUUCGCAAGCGAUCAAAGCAUUGAAAGAGGCCAAAAAGAAAACCAUUCUGAUCAAUCCUAACAUUGCCACAAACCAGACGUCUCACUCUCUGGCUGACAAGAUUUACUAUCUGCCUGUUACACCUGAAUACAUCACGUAUAUUAUCGAACGUGAAAGACCAGAUGCUAUCCUGCUUACCUUUGGUGGCCAAACAGGUCUAAAUUGCGGUGUAGCACUUGAUAAAAUGGGAGUUCUAAAAAAAUACAACAUAAAGGUUCUGGGAACCCCAAUUAAGACUUUGGAGAUGACCGAAGACAGAGAUCUGUUCGCACAAGCGUUGACCGAAAUUAAUAUUCCAAUUGCUACAUCCUUUGCAUGUGAGACCAUUGACGAUGCGCUGAAGGCGGCCGAUGAAGUCGGAUACCCAGUUAUUGUUAGAUCUGCCUAUGCUUUAGGUGGUUUGGGCUCUGGGUUCUCGAAUAACGGAGAUGAAUUAAGAGAAUUGGCUGCUCAAUCUUUGUCGUUAUCCCCACAAAUAUUGGUUGAGAAAUCCCUAAAGGGCUGGAAGGAGGUUGAAUACGAAGUGGUUAGAGAUAGAGUUGAUAACUGUAUUACUGUAUGUAAUAUGGAGAAUUUGGAUCCACUGGGUAUCCAUACCGGUGAUUCAAUUGUUUUUGCACCUUCACAAACACUGUCGGACGAAGAGUACCAUAUGUUGAGAUCUGCUGCUAUCAAAAUCAUUAGACAUUUAGGAGUGAUUGGUGAAUGUAAUGUCCAAUACGCUUUACAACCCGAUGGUCUAGAUUAUAGGGUAAUUGAAGUUAACGCUCGUUUAUCUCGUUCCUCUGCCCUCGCCUCAAAGGCAACAGGUUACCCAUUAGCUUAUACCGCUGCCAAGAUUGGUUUAGGCUACACUCUACCCGAAUUGCCAAACCCCAUAACAAAGACCACGGUUGCUAAUUUCGAGCCAUCAUUAGACUAUAUUGUGGCAAAAAUUCCAAAAUGGGACUUAUCGAAGUUUCAAUACGUGAACAGAGAUAUUGGGUCUGCAAUGAAAUCUGUUGGUGAGGUUAUGGCCAUUGGUAGAAACUUCGAAGAAGCUUAUCAAAAGGCCUUGAGACAAGUAGACCCAUCUUUCCUCGGUUUCCAAGGUUCAAAUGAAUUUGGUGAUAAACUGGACGAAGCAUUAGCUUCUGCUACGGAUAGAAGAGCUUUAGCCGUUGGCCAAGCUCUCUUGCACGAAAAUUACACUAUUGAAAGGGUUCACGAGCUAACAAAGAUUGACUCAUGGUUUUUGCAAAAAUGCAUGAACAUUGUUAGAAUGUACAAGCAACUUGAAGCUGUCAAUUCUUUGGAUGCAUUAGAGAAAGAUUUAUUGCGCAAUGCAAAAAAAUUGGGGUUCUCUGAUAAACAAAUUGCAAUCUCAAUCAGUAAGGACUCUAAAACGGUUGGGGAGUUAGAAGUUAGAAAAUUGAGGAAAUCGUUUGAUAUUAUCCCAUUCGUAAAAAGGAUCGAUACUUUGGCAGCUGAGUUCCCUGCAAAUACCAAUUAUCUAUAUACCACUUACAAUGCUAUUAAAAGCGAUGUUGAAUUUGAUGAUAACGGUAUGCUUGUUUUGGGAUCAGGUGUCUACCGUAUCGGAUCAUCCGUGGAAUUCGACUGGUGUGCUGUCAAUACAGCCAAGACUUUGAGAGAACAAGGAAAGAAAACUGUUAUGAUUAACUACAACCCCGAAACUGUCUCAACCGACUUCGAUGAGGUUGAUAGAUUAUACUUCGAGGAACUGUCCUUUGAAAGAGUUAUGGAUAUUUAUGAGCUAGAAAACUCCGAGGGUUGUGUUAUUUCUGUUGGUGGUCAACUACCACAGAAUAUCGCAUUAAAGCUGUAUGAAAAUGGUUGUAACACUUUAGGUACUAAUCCAAAUGAUAUUGAUAAUGCGGAGAAUAGACACAAAUUCUCUUCUAUUUUGGAUUCCAUAAAUGUUGGUCAACCAGAUUGGACUGAAGUAACCUCCAUUGAGGAAGCAAAAUUGUUUUCUCGUAGAGUUACCUAUCCAGUCUUAGUUCGUCCUUCAUAUGUUCUUUCCGGUGCCGCUAUGAGUGUUGUCAACAGUGAACACGAGUUGGAAGACAAACUGACCCUUGCAUCUGACGUUUCGCCAGACCACCCUGUUGUGUUGUCCAAAUUCAUCGAAGGCGCUGAAGAAAUUGAUGUUGAUGCUGUUGCAUACAAUGGUCAAGUUCUUGUUCAUGCCAUUUCAGAGCAUGUCGAAAACGCCGGAGUUCAUUCCGGAGAUGCAACCUUAAUCCUACCGCCUCAAACAUUGAGCGAAGAGACCAAGGCUGCAUUAAAAGAUAUUGCUCAUAGAGUUGCACACGCCUGGAAAAUUACCGGCCCAUUCAAUAUGCAAGUCAUCAAGGAUGGCGAUAAAUUGAAAGUUAUUGAAUGUAACAUCAGAGCCUCCAGAUCCUUUCCAUUUGUUUCGAAAGUUUUGGGCGUCAAUUUCAUCGAAAUUGCUGUUAAAGCAUGCUUGGGCGGUGAUAAAGUUCCCGAGCCUGUUGAUUUAAUGGCUAAAAAAUACAACUACGUUGCAACUAAAGUACCACAGUUCUCAUUUACAAGACUGGCUGGUGCAGAUCCAUACCUCGGCGUUGAAAUGGCUUCGACUGGUGAAGUUGCAUCGUUUGGUACAAAUGCUCUAGAGAGUUACUGGACAGCAAUUCAAAGUACAUUGAAUUUCCAUGUGCCAUUGCCUCCUAGCGGUAUUUUGUUUGGUGGAGAUGUGAAGAAAGACUUCUUGGGUGAAGUUAUCAAAUCUGUCUCUAACCUAGGAUUCAACUUCUACGUAGCCAAUGAGGAGGUCAAGAAGUACCUACAAAGCUAUACUGAUGAAAACAUCUCAGUGAUCGAAUUUCCAAAAAACGAUAAGAGAAAGUUGCGUGAAGUUUUUCAAAAAUACGAUAUCAAGGCUGUAUUCAAUCUAGCUGCCAAGAGAGCCGAAAACACUUUGGAUGAGGAUUAUGUUAUGAGAAGGAACGCCAUUGAUUUCGCAAUCCCACUGUUCAACGAACCACAAACAGCUAUUUUAUUUGCCAAAUCAUUGAAAGCAAAACUAGCCGAAAAGAUCAAAAUUUUGGAAUCAAAUGACGUAAUAGUCCCUGAAGAGGUCCGUUCUUGGGAAGAGUAUGUUGGCUUCAGACCAGUGUAA
Messenger RNA from Zygotorulaspora mrakii, 3339 nucleotides. RefSeq names its product carbamoyl-phosphate synthase (glutamine-hydrolyzing) CPA2 (gene CPA2). Gene Ontology annotation, molecular function: dihydroorotase activity; metal ion binding; ATP binding. The transcript has a single exon. The record is from RefSeq and is a predicted model, not a curated record. Gene Ontology annotation, cellular component: cytoplasm; cytosol. Gene Ontology annotation, biological process: 'de novo' pyrimidine nucleobase biosynthetic process; L-citrulline biosynthetic process; UTP biosynthetic process. The coding region runs from base 1 to 3339 and encodes 1112 amino acids. Lineage: Eukaryota; Fungi; Ascomycota; Saccharomycetes; Saccharomycetales; Saccharomycetaceae.